Lampris incognitus (smalleye Pacific opah) is the source of this 2610-nucleotide messenger RNA. RefSeq names its product myocyte enhancer factor 2b (gene mef2b). The record is from RefSeq and is a predicted model, not a curated record. Bases 124 to 1407 code for a protein of 427 amino acids. Gene Ontology annotation, molecular function: DNA-binding transcription factor activity, RNA polymerase II-specific; protein dimerization activity; RNA polymerase II cis-regulatory region sequence-specific DNA binding. NCBI's taxonomy places the organism in Eukaryota, Metazoa, Chordata, Actinopteri, Lampriformes, Lampridae. The transcript is spliced from 9 exons. Gene Ontology annotation, biological process: positive regulation of transcription by RNA polymerase II.
UAAAGCCCCAUUGAGGCAAAUUUGUAAUUUCUUAUAAUGGGCGAUACAAAUUAAAUUGACUUGACACAAGAGGAUACCUAUACAUUAACGAGACAUUACAGGGAGUGUGGGACUGCUGAGAGAAUGGGCAGAAAGAAAAUACAAAUUUCUCGUAUUCUGGACCAGAGGAAUCGACAGGUGACCUUCACCAAACGUAAGUUUGGCCUAAUGAAGAAGGCUUAUGAGCUGAGUGUGCUUUGUGACUGUGAGAUCGCCCUGAUCAUCUUCAAUAGCACCAACCGUCUGUUCCAAUAUGCCAGCACAGACAUGGACAAAGUCCUGCUUAAAUACACGGAGUACAGCGAGCCACAUGAAAGUCGCACCAACAUGGAUAUACUAGAGACACUGCGUAGGAAAGGUCUCGGUCUGGAUGGCUCAGAGUUAGACAGCGAGGAAAGCAUGCAGGUGGCAACAGACAAGUUUCCUAUCAGGGAGAGCAUGGACUUCUCUGUGGCCCGUCAGCGCUACUAUGCACCAUCUCUACUCACCCCAGAGGCUCAGUUACUGGUGUCUCCAGUCUGUGAGAAUGGCUUUCCCACCACCGCUGGACCCAGCCUGACACCCCACAGACUGCCGGCCUUCAAACCGCUGGGCUCCAGAUCAGGAUCUGGUAGCCCCGCCUCCCCGCAAAAACACAAUGCCUUCAUGACUCCUCACUCAGGCAUUGGCUACUCUGUCUUCUCCCAUGGAAACCUCAGUCGGUCUCUGGAAAUGAAGACCCCACCUCCACUGAACCUGGGCUGUGACAACAUGCGGGGAGACGCUGUUAACCCGGGCCUGGGCGGCACACGCGCCAACCUCAGCUCUGCUAGAGGCCUCUUGUACCAAGGUUUGCACCCUGGCAGUUCAAUGGUCUCUAUGGGAAAAGCAGGGCUGCUCAGCCACAGUUUUGGAAGCUACAGCCUGCCAUCCUCUGGUGCACCGGAGUACGGCCACUCAAGCUUUUCCCACUCGGUCAGUCUACAGCGAGGAGCAGUGAACCCCUGGCAGUCAAUGCAGCCACUUCAGGAGCCCCAUGGGCCUCAUAUGAGCCCGGUGUUGUCCAGUGGAGGGUGCUCCUACCCCUCCCAGAAUCCCACUCCAACCUCUCCGCCUCUGCCCUCCCUUAACGUCAGCAUCAAGUCAGAACAAGCCUCUCCUGAGCACAUGUCCUCUUCCACCUCCCCUCCUUUGCACCACAUCAGGCAGCAUUCACCAAUGAGUGCCCCGGAUUCUGUUCGCCAUACCCCUCCGGAACGCUACCCGACCAAUGAGAGAAAGGAGUUUUCCAAAGCCGGCUACCCACCGCUGGCCCAACACCUGGGAGAGCAGGAGAAAGGAGGGCAGCCUCACAGGCAAUUAGAGAUCAGUGAUGGGUGGCAGAGAUAGCUGGCUUGUACAGUAGUUUACAUCGCUCCCGCCAUCUGACCCCCUAUCUUUCACCGAGCUCUGCCUAUCAAAUCAACACACACACACACACACACACACACACACACACACACACAUACACACACACACACACACACAUCAUCCCAUCGAGGAAAGCCUCUCUCUGUCUCCUCAUGUAGAGCUGGUCUCUCUUGGGGUAAUGAGCAACUGUCCCUGCAUCUCUGAUUGAUCCCGUGACUAGAUGCAUACAGACAUACUGUAGCUCUUUUGUUUGUUUAAGUUUAGGUUUCUGUGCCAAACAGAUGCGGAUCAAAAUACUAUUUGAAUUUCUUUUCUUUUUUUUCUUCCAUUUCUGUGAUUGAUUGAACUUACCUACUGCAGCACAAUGGGACCAGUUGAAUUGCCCCAAAAGUGCAAAACCCACUUGCCUGAAGGUUCAGCAGAAUAAUUUUACGAUAAUUGACAAUUAUUAUGUUAUCUGUGACAAGUGACCCAGGUGUUUUGUGGAAAUUGGUGUUUUGUUGUAGUACCACAUCAGAAUAAAGUUUGUCCUGGAGAACGUUCAUAAUGUUGCUCAGCCUUUGAGCGCAGUGUCUCCGUGCACAGUAAUACUUCACUUCCACCUCCCCUGUUACUGUGUACAUAUAUAUAACUUUUAAUGCUUUAGCCUAAAAUCAAUGAGGUGGUUGGCCCACAUGAGACCAGUUAGGUAUUAUCUGUCAGUGUGGCCUUGGCCUUUCCUUCGGGACUGGUGAGACGUGCCUGUACAGUCAUGUUAAGACUUAUGAACAUUUUUAACAAAAAAAUCUGGCGUUGAUAAAUCUGUCUCAGGGAUUUUGGAUGAUUUUGUUUUUUUUUGUUAGGUUUUGACAGGCUUCGUUUGAAUCUUUCUUUUUAAGAAUACACAUGCUCAUAAACUAAGCUUCGGUAGUACCCCCCCGCACACCCCAAUUGACUGAUUGUCAUUUCAUAUUUUUACUUUACUACGGCCAAACAAAAAAUCUUCAGUGUCUAUUUCACCUAAAGACCAAAAUGUGUAGCAUUCAUCCCUGCACAGCCAUUGUAACUAAAUAAUGCAGCAAACGUUGACAUACUGUGUAUUUUUACUGUGGCCAAAUUGAUUAAGAAACGUAUCCUACUGCAAGUUUGGCAAAUAAAAUCAUUUUCUGAAGGUGUUUUUUUUCUGUGUGCAUCAUUUUAUAA